Acaromyces ingoldii is the source of this 1092-nucleotide messenger RNA. RefSeq names its product putative extracellular polygalacturonase. Bases 1 to 1092 code for a protein of 363 amino acids. Gene Ontology annotation, molecular function: polygalacturonase activity. The transcript is spliced from 3 exons. The record is from RefSeq and is a predicted model, not a curated record. NCBI's taxonomy places the organism in Eukaryota, Fungi, Basidiomycota, Exobasidiomycetes, Exobasidiales, Cryptobasidiaceae. Gene Ontology annotation, cellular component: extracellular region. Gene Ontology annotation, biological process: pectin catabolic process.
AUGCGACCCAUCACCCACCUUCGGCUACCGAUUGCGCUUGCUUUCGCCCUUUCAAACUGUGUCUUCUUGAUGGUCUCGGGAGCUAUCUGCACCUUUACCUCGUACCACGUCUUCACAGCCGCCAACAAGGGCCCCUGUACUUCGAUCAUUCUCCAGGACAUGUUCGUCCCUGCCGGCAACACGCUCGAUCUGUCCAAAGUCAGUGCAGGCACCACCAUCACGUUUGCUGGCAAGACCACGUUCGGUUACCAGGUAUGGGGGGGACCACUCAUCUACGCUAGUGGCCCUAUCACCGUGACCGGCGCUCGGGGCCAUGUUAUCAAUGCCGGCGGAGCGGGCUGGUGGGACUAUAAAGGCGACUUCGGCAAGAAGAAACCCACAACAUUCUCUGCCUACCAGAUGCACGAUGCCAAGAUCACCUGGCUCAAUAUCAUAAAUACUCCAGCCCAAGUCUUCUCAAUCUUUGACUGCCAUCGUCUCUUCGUCGACCACAUAACCAUCGAUAACACGGCCGGGUUCAAACAAGGUGCACUAAACACUGACGGCUUUGACGUCGGCUCGAGCACCAACGUCACCAUUUCCAACUCCAACGUGGUAAAUCAGGACGACUGCUUGGCCGUCAAUUCCGGCUCGGAUAUAUACUUUAGGGGCAACACAUGCUCGGGUGGUCAUGGCAUCUCGGUUGGGUCCGUCGGAGGGCGGUCCGUUAAUACGGUCAAUGGCGUCUAUGUCAGUGAUUCAUACGUUAUCAAUUCCGAGAACGGCGUGAGGGUCAAAACUAUCGUCGGUGCGACGGGCUUUGUCAACAACGUGCACUUCACCAACGUCCAUUUGACCAACAUCUAUCAGUACGGCAUCGCCAUUGAGCAGGACUACCAUGGCGGAACCCCUAGCGGGCGGCCCACAGGAGGCGUCCCCAUCAGUGGCCUCCAUAUUUGGGACGUAACAGGAACCGUGACGGCGCGUGCCACGCAGAUCUACAUCGUCUGUGCCGUUGGAGCCUGCAGGGGCUGGGACUGGGGCCGUAUAAAAAUCUUUGGUGGCACUCGGACAAGUGCUUGUCAAAACAUCCCUCCUUCAGGAUUUUGCUGA